Pecten maximus is the source of this 751-nucleotide messenger RNA. Its product is annotated as endo-1,4-beta-xylanase 1-like. The coding region runs from base 1 to 729 and encodes 242 amino acids. Gene Ontology annotation, molecular function: hydrolase activity, hydrolyzing O-glycosyl compounds. Lineage: Eukaryota; Metazoa; Mollusca; Bivalvia; Pectinida; Pectinidae. Gene Ontology annotation, biological process: carbohydrate metabolic process. The transcript is spliced from 7 exons. The record is from RefSeq and is a predicted model, not a curated record.
AUGCCAACGAUAGACCUUCCCAAAAUUUCAAUGAAGCAAAAUAAUGAUAUUGGGUCAAAUAAAUGGGCAGGACUUGGCUAUUUUAUCCAGCCUCCUGACGUCACUUCAGGCAAAUUGUACGCUUUUGUUGGCCAUUUCAAGCUAGAGAACCCUGUUACUGGUUUCCUGUAUCAUGAAGUGAUAGUGAAGUUAAGAAUUGAAAAACUAGACGGCAAAAAAAGUUACUCCAACCUCAGUAUACACCCUCGUCUCCGACCAGGGUCCUGGCAUGAGGUGGGCGGGGACUUCAAACUCCCAGAAAAUUUCAAGGAAGUAAAAAUAUAUAUCCAAAUCGAUGAAGCAGGAGUCAACUAUCACUUUGAUGACGCAAGUCUUUUCGAACUCUUACCGGAUCCAAACUGGAAGACUAAUGCUCAAUCUGACAUUGACCAGAACCGAAAAGUGAAAAUGAAUAUCAUUGUUCGGAAGGUCAAGGGGAUUAAAUUGAAAGGAUUUACAAUUGAGGUUGAACAAAAACGAAGUGAGUUUGGACACGGUACAGCAGUUCAGGCCAAGUUAUGGACAAAUUCAAGUUAUUCUGUCUUCAAGGACUUCGUACACAAUACUCUCAAACCAGAGUGGGGCGUACUUAUAAACGCCCUCAAGUGGAAGGGAAUGAGAUGGACCGAGAAUAAUCUGAGAUUUGAAGAUGCUAACGCGACCAUCAAUGACCUUCUAGACCACGGGUAAGAUACACGUAUUUAUUACUGAC